AUGCAAAACGAUCCAAGCCUCAAAGUGUCGCUGUUCAAUUCUCGCACAUUAACUUCAUCCGAUUUACCUAGUAUUGAACGGUGUUUCCGGUUCCUCUUCUACGCCGCCGUCGUGCUUCUGUGGGGUGCUAGCGUGUUGAACGGGACGAUCAAGGCCCUCCUUGUAGCAGCAUGGGUUGGACAUCUUGAGAAUGGUAUUCCGCUAAAGACAGCUUACACGGGUCUCUUUCUUCUAGAUUACCCGUUGUCAGUCUUGGUGGCAUUUUUCUUUCAUGGGACGAGUGGUCGGGACGAAGGGUAUUCUAUCUUCCUCUUUGAUCUUUACAUAACCCUUCAACUGGGUUACCUGUGGUUAUAUGCGGAGUCUAUCCGACCGGGGAAAAAGCCGAUAUGGGUUCAAAACCCUAUUUACAUCGCGCUUCUAUGGCAAGCCUGUGGCGGCGCUGUAGCCAUGCCCCUUUAUUUUGGUGUCUACACCUCCUGGGCUUCGCGGAUUAAACCCGCACAGAUCAUGGAUAUCCACAAAGCUCGGGCUCUACCAGUGACAUUUGCAUUAGGUGCUGUUGCUCCUAUGCUAUUCCUUAUGGCACCGACGUGGCUUGGUCCAGAGGUCCGUUCCCCAACCACACAACAGUUGAUAAUCGCCGUCUUCCAACCUUCUCCGAUCCUUGCCUCCCUUUUAACUAGCUUAGUUUCGCGUGCAUCUGCAUAUUUAAGCGGCGCACAGAAUAUCACCCCGAAAAUUGAGAGCCACGACAACGAAGCUAGCAGCUGGAUCCAGCGAGCGUACCUCAUUGGUGCCGCCGCCUCAAUCGUCGGUCAUUUCUACGUACUUACCAGGAUUUUCAUCGCAGUUGACUCAAAUUUUGUAAACACUACGCGUAUGUAUUUGCCAUUUCCAAUUUCUGGGCCGGCUCAUGUGACGGAUGUACUCGCGCGGGGGUCAUUCUUAUUUCUGAAGUGGGACAAUAUUAUUCUCGGGUUGGCAAAUUUAACUUGGGCCUUGGUCCUUCUGGGGAGAACUCCGACUAUAGGAAUAAUCUUGGCCUUUGCCAUGUGGUCUAUCGCGCUUGGGCCGGGUACUGUCGUUACGAUAGUAUUGUAUCUUCGAGAGAGUCGUUUACCAAGGGCGAAAGAUGAGAUUGAGAAGGGAGAGUAG
Molecule: messenger RNA, 1158 nt
Organism: Hypoxylon trugodes
Lineage: Eukaryota; Fungi; Ascomycota; Sordariomycetes; Xylariales; Hypoxylaceae
Exons: 2
Coding region: 1-1158 (385 amino acids)
Source: RefSeq, a predicted model, not a curated record